AUGAGAUUCUCAACGCUCGCAGCAGGUCUCCCCCUCGUGGUGGCGGCUCCUCAGGGUCACUCCUUCAAGCAGCAGGCCAAGAGCACCGGAAAGAGCCUCCUUGUCGACCAGGCCCCUGAGACCUCGCAGCCCUACGCCCUCCGCAAGGGGGCCGGCCGUGCCGUCGCCGUCGGCGAGCAGGUCUACCGCUUCUCCGUCACGGGCAACUCCUCCGCCGGCGCCUUCACCCUGAUGCAGACCAAUGCCCCGGACUCGUCCGACCUGGGCUUCCAGCUGUGGGCCCAGACCAACAGCUCCGGCGAGCAGGCCCGCGUUCUCACCCCCGGCGACUACGGCGCCGUGCCCCUCAACACGGUCCACACCUUCCAGAUCACCGACCCGGACACCCAGCUCACGGGCGUCAUCCAGCCCGGCGGCUUCGAGGAGCUCUUCAUCGCCAUCGCCAACUCGGAUUUCGUCUCCCCCACGGGCUCCGAGUUCGUCCCCGCCGCCUCCAACGGCUCCUCCUCCGGCUCCGACCCGGCCCUCAUCUCCGCCCUCGAGGCCUUUGACGUCUACGCCCAGCUCGACUUCAACCCCCGCCGCGACCUCGCCAACGGCAGCGCGGGCGGCGCGACCGCGAGCACCUGGCACACGGCGUCCAACACCCUCGCCCUCGACGCCGUCACCCCCAACUUUGUCGCAAAGAACCGCGGCCCCAAGUACCUCAACGCCGACGGCGGCGUCUACCACCUCGUCGCCCCCUUCGCGACGGCCAACCAGACGGCCAGCAACUUCACUAUGGGCACCGUCACCCUGAGCCCCCUGCUGUCCAACCAGACCGCCACCAAGGCGAACCUCGCCCAGCCCCUGGCCUUCCAGCUCGAGGAGGGUGCCCUCGAGGUCUCCGUCGAGGGGUACGACGCCGUCACGCUGAUCCAGGGCGACGUCGUCUUCGUGCCUGCCAACGUGCCUUUUACCUAUGCCGCCUCGGCCGCCUUCACAAAGUUCCUGUACGUCAGCGGCGGCGGCGACGGCUUCGAUUACCAGCUCCUUCAGCGCGCUGUGCCUUGGUCGUAUGCCACGUACCCCAUCGACGCCGGGUUCACUGUGCAGUAA
Messenger RNA from Colletotrichum phormii, 1098 nucleotides. RefSeq lists its product as uncharacterized. The record is from RefSeq and is a predicted model, not a curated record. NCBI's taxonomy places the organism in Eukaryota, Fungi, Ascomycota, Sordariomycetes, Glomerellales, Glomerellaceae. Bases 1 to 1098 code for a protein of 365 amino acids. The transcript is spliced from 2 exons.